AUGAAGGGAAGAAGAGGCCUCACUGAAGGCCUGCGCGUCGUUAGCCUCGAAUAUGGACAUGGCUUCGAAAGAUACGGUGCAUAUGAGAGCCCUGAUUCAGGCUGGGACGUGAAGGUCGACGGCCGCAACCAAGUAGCUGGGAGACGGCGGGAUCUUCCCAAGUCCCUGUUAUUGGCAGAACUCGCAGUGGGAAUUACAUCCAAAGGCGCACCAGACGUCCAAUACGAGAAGAAGCAGAGUAUGUGUACCGACCAACAAAAGCCCGCCGGAUGUCCGCGCGGCGCAGGAUGCAGAUACGAUCACGAUAUCCUGGACAGCAGGCGACUCGAAGCUCUCGCUUGGAAGCGCCGGGGCCCAGCUCCUGUCUUUGAAACUCGCGACUAUCUUGCUCUGGAGUGUCAUCUCAAUGCCCAAUCCGACUCGUCAGUGACUUGGAAAAUCUUGUUGAAGCCAGACGCGUUCAGGGGGGUCAAAGUGGGCGACCCACUGAGGGCAAACUUCUCAUCAGGUCAACUUUUGGUGGCAGGAGGUGAUUUGUUUGAAUUGAUUCAUCAUCUGGAAAAGGUACUCGCGGACGAAGGGAAUUCGGAGGCGUGGUGA
Coprinopsis cinerea okayama7#130 is the source of this 600-nucleotide messenger RNA. RefSeq lists its product as hypothetical. The coding region runs from base 1 to 600 and encodes 199 amino acids. The transcript is spliced from 3 exons. The record is from RefSeq and is a predicted model, not a curated record. NCBI's taxonomy places the organism in Eukaryota, Fungi, Basidiomycota, Agaricomycetes, Agaricales, Psathyrellaceae. Gene Ontology annotation, molecular function: metal ion binding.